Messenger RNA from Stylophora pistillata, 2855 nucleotides. RefSeq names its product nuclear factor related to kappa-B-binding protein. NCBI's taxonomy places the organism in Eukaryota, Metazoa, Cnidaria, Anthozoa, Scleractinia, Pocilloporidae. Gene Ontology annotation, cellular component: Ino80 complex. The record is from RefSeq and is a predicted model, not a curated record. Gene Ontology annotation, molecular function: protease binding.
AUAUCCAUGUGAAUUAGUUAUUCUUCGUACUUCGCAAAUCACAUCUCCCGCACUUUCCUUUAGAGAGAAUUAUUCUGUUUUAAAUGAAAAACCAGAACCUGUAACGAAAAUAUUGAACAUGGAGGCAAGUAGCCUAGAAGAAAGUGAGCUGAAAGGAAUGGAAGUUUGUAAUUUUGGUGGAACAGAAAUUGCACUCCCGUUGGAGUUCAUUGAGCAGGAAGACAUAUUCUUUAAAGUUGUGAGCAAAGAAACCUGGCUUAAUGUUCUUACACCUGCUGAUAGAAAACAUUUGGAGAAAUUUCUUCCAGUUUUGCCAACUGAUUACCCACAUGCUCAGGAAGAGAACAUUAGUGCCUUACUAGGGGGUGAGAAUUUCAGAUUUGGGAAUCCAGUCCAACAAUUUCAAGAAAAGUUAAAAGCUGGCUACUUCUAUCCUGAUGUUGUAAAGUACAAAAAGUUAUGUCGCAAAGCUACGUACAAGGAGUACAAGAUUCAACAACAGAGAUAUCAUAGAAAGGUGCUGAGGGAAAUUCUUAUAUCCCGCCAGGAAAUUCUUGAUCAGAUUGGGAGACAAAGUCCAGGAGAACCAAUCAAAACAAGUGGACACACACCCUCUACUGAUACCUUGGCAAUGGAACACAGAGUUCACACACGAUUUAAGAGGAUCCUCUCAGAAUCUAGGCAACAAUUUCAGGGAGGCAAUGUAUCUUCUGAUGAUGAAGAAAGAGUCCCUGCACCCUUUGGUUCAGCCAUGGGUAUAUUUAUGGCACCCUUUAACACUAUGCCAGGUGUUUUGAGUGGUUUUCACCCAAUGUUUGGAGCAGGACUACCAUUUACUGCAGGUUACCAUGGCUUUCCAUAUCCUCCACCAACCACUCACCGUGUAACAUCACCCAACGUGGUGACAGAAGAUGACUUUCAGACAAUGAUUCAAGUGCAUAGAAAGAGAAGGCUAUCAAAUGAGGAUCAUCCUGAGCUGGAUACAAGAUUCACCUCCUUUCAAGAUAUUAUAAUAAGAACAAAUCCUUCAAAGAAAGUUUCAAAACCUGCUUCAGUCUUUUUCAACCGAUCAGAUUACACAAACCAUUCUAACAAGAAUUCUGAGUGGCUCGUUGUGGCCUGCUCUAUGAGAUUGUCUUCAUCAUGUGCAUUAAGCGGAUGGGGCACCCAGGAGCCAGAAUGGGUCAAGCUGGUUUAUUCUGCUCUCAUCUUUCUUUCCGGGAGUUCAGGAGAGACUCCAGCAUCAUUUGUGCCUUUAGUAGAUUUCAAAGAGAGGCCCCAGCAGUGGAAGUGGAUAGGUACUCACAGAGAUGGGGAUGAUUUACUGGAGUCGUUGUGUGAAGACUGGCUUCAAAUCAAAGAACAGCUUAAAAACAAGAAGGAUGUUACAGCGGAAACAGAUUCGUCAUCUACGUCCAAUCCACGAGCGAAAACAGAUUUCGUUGUGAGACCAAGUACGGAAGAGGAGAGAGCAGCUUUCAGGGAACAGGAGCAAAAACGAUAUGACAAUCCACACAAAGCCUUCACCUUCAGAAUGCACGGUUUUGAGUCUGUGGUGGGUCCUGUCAAGGGUGUUUUUAGUAAAGAUACCAACCUAAACAAGGCUCGGGAACACUCCUUGUUAACCUCCUUGCGACCCCCAUACGUCACGAUCCUCACAUUGGUUAGAGAUGCUGCUUCCCGACUUCCUAAUGGAGAGGGAACUAGAGCUGAGGUUUGUGAACUGUUGAAAGACUCGCAGUUUCUCAACUCAAAUUGCUCCGAUGCACAGAUUCACACAGUGGUCAGUGGGGCCUUGGACAGGCUUCAUUAUGAACGGGAUCCAUGUGUAAAAUAUGACAGCAACAGAAAAGUGUGGAUUUAUCUACAUCGCAACCGGACUGAGGAAGAAUUUGAAAAAAUCCAUCAAGCAAGCGCUGCAGCUGCACGAGCUAAGAAGAUGCAGAAGCCCAGAGUUCCUCGGCAACCGAAGAGCAAAGAGUCGGUGCAACCACAAGAACAAGAAGGAGCUGUCACGGCUCCACCCACUGUACCCACUGUCGCUGGGGUUGGUCCUACCUCUUCACCUCGCCAAGCGGACUCAUUGCCAUCUCAAGUUGAACCAGGUCAGUCCCAACUGAGAGGACCAUCUAGGCUGAAUACUGCUGAAACUGGCAUUGCUUGCUCCCCAAGUCACAAGUUCACAAGCGCUUUGAACUCGCAUACUAGUGUGUUGAAUAUCGCCGACGACCCUGUGGACACAAGUCCUCUUCAGCUCUCCAACGUAAGUGAAGACUUGAAAGGCGACGCUCAAAUCGCGCGCAAAGACAGCUGGAGUAGUGAAGGGGAAAGUUCAGAUGAAAGUAGUGCAAGUGACCGUGAAAGUGACAGUGGUUCAGCGGGGAGCAGCAGUGAGGGAAGGAAGGAACAAAAAAUACACCCAGGGAAAGGAAAAACUCUACCAGGAGUGGAGCAGACAGCUACAAGACUGCAGGAUAACCAGACAAUUGACGAGAGCGGUUUUGACUUUGGGGAUACGACGAGCAGGAAGGAAGGAAACCCUGACACAAGCAGUGAGCCUGGAUCUGGAAGUGAAAGCGACUUCAGCAACGUCGAUUGAUAGGAAGAAUAAGACCUGUGCAAUUUGUUUUUUAAUAGUUACAUUAAUCAAACUACAAAUUUUUCCACCUUUCCUUUGUCAAAGACAAGCAUGAUAGUUGUUUGUUCCAGUUCCCAUAAUCUCCUUCAUCAAGAUCAACCCAGGUUCGAUUCCCAUGUCUUCCUUUCAUACUUCCCAUAUGAGGCACUUGGUAUUGUAGGAUUCAACAGAGUUUAAGCAUGGUUCGAAUUUAUAAUAAAAUCCACUGUAUGACGAA